Charadrius vociferus (killdeer) is the source of this 1209-nucleotide messenger RNA. RefSeq names its product DEAD (Asp-Glu-Ala-Asp) box polypeptide 49 (gene DDX49). The annotation marks the transcript as partial. NCBI's taxonomy places the organism in Eukaryota, Metazoa, Chordata, Aves, Charadriiformes, Charadriidae. Gene Ontology annotation, molecular function: nucleic acid binding; ATP binding. The transcript is spliced from 12 exons. The record is from RefSeq and is a predicted model, not a curated record.
AGGGAGCUAGCGUACCAGAUAGCCGAGCAGUUCCGCGUCCUGGGGAAGCCCCUCGGCCUGAAGGACUGCGUGGUGGUGGGCGGCCUGGACAUGGUGGCACAGGCACUGGAGCUCUCCCGUAAACCCCACGUUGUCAUCGCUACGCCCGGCAGGCUGGCAGAUCACCUCCGCAGUUCCAACACUUUCAGCCUUAAAAAACUAAAGUUCUUGGUUUUGGAUGAAGCUGACCGGUUGUUGGAGCAGGGCUCUGCUGACUUCACCGCGGACCUGGAGGUGAUUCUAGAGGCUGUUCCGGCACGCAGACAAACGUUGCUGUUCAGCGCCACGCUAACCGAUACGCUGAAAGAGCUGAAGAGCCUGGCCUCAAACAGACCAUUCUUCUGGGAGGCUGUGUCCGAGGUGCGGACAGUGGAUGAAUUGGACCAACGCUACUUACUUGUGCCCGAAGCAAUCAAGGAUGCGUACCUUGUCCAUUUAAUUCAGACCUUUCAUGACGAGCACAGCGACUGGGCUAUUAUUAUCUUUACCAAAACCUGCAAGGACUGCCAGGUGUUGAACAUGAUGCUUAAGAAAUACAACUUCCCUUCUGUAGCUCUGCAUUCCAUGAUGAAACAGCGGCAACGAUUUGCAGCUUUAGCAAAGUUCAAGUCCAGCAUCUUUAAGAUUCUCAUUGCCACUGAUGUUGCUGCCAGAACACCUCUGAGCGGUGUUUUGGAGCCCGCUUUUGUCAUCAAUCACAACACUCCCGGCCUGCCGAAAAUCUACAUUCACCGGGUUGGCCGGACAGCCCGUGCAGGUCGGAAAGGAAUAGCUAUUACACUGGUGACGCAGUACGACAUCCAUCUCGUACAUGCUAUUGAGGAGGAAAUCAAACUGAAACUGCAGGAGUACUCUGUGGAGGAGCAGUCUGUGCUUGACAUCCUCACCCAAGUGAACGUCACCAGGAGGCAGUGUGAAAUAGAGCUGGAGGGAACGGAUUUUGAUGAGAAGAAAGAAAUAAAUAAGCGGAAACAAAUGAUCCUUGAAGGGAAGGAUCCAGAUCUGGAAGCAAAAAGGAAGGCAGAGCUAGCCAAGAUCAGGAAGAAAAACAAGCAAUGCCGUGAGAAGAUCCAGCAGACGCUGCAGAAGAAAAAGCAACUGCAGCUGAAGAGGAAACUGCAGAGGAAGAUGGAGCGGCGGAACAAACUGCAUGCUACAGAAGAGAAAUAA